GUGGAGAGAGAAGUAGAGAGAUGGUGAGGGUAAGAGUGAGAGGUGGUGAGAAAGUUAGUGGUAGAGAGAAAGAGAAGUGACACAGGAAGUGAGAGAGUGGUUAGCUGAAGACAGAAGAAUAUUCAAACUUCGUUGGAAUCUACAUGUCCUUUCUCUUAAUUGGUGAUGUGAGAUAACAUGGUGGUCUCUCUCUCUCUUGCUCUCUCUCUCGCUCUCGCUCUCUGAGGUUAGUCUUUCAAGACAAGCUCUCUGUUGGACGUUCAAGAUCACAAACGAAGGCUUCCUCUCUCGAAGGUACACAAGCUAAAGCUCUCUCUCUCUGAGGUGCCCGGGUGAGGUCAGACUAAGGCUCUCUCUCUCUCUGAGGUGCCCGUGUGAGGUCAGACUAAGGCUCUCUCUCUGUGAGGUGGUCGUGUGAGGUCAGACUAAGGCUCUCUCUCUCUCUGAGGUGCCCGUGUGAGGUCAGACUAAGGCUCUCUCUCUCAGUGAGGUGUUCCUACGGUGCCACUGACUGAACGUCAGGCUGGAGGGGGGAAACAAGACCAGUCUGUUUCAGAGGAUUUCCUUCAGGAAUUCUUCACAUCGUGAAAACAACCAGCGUCCCAACGAUGGCAAUCAGAUGGGCGGGGGUGGGAACGACAGUGGACCCAGCAGGCUCCACAGGACACUGUCCCGUUUUGGGAGCAGACACUCCCGGGACCCCCAGAGACAGGCCCGGGAGGCCCCCAGGCCGCCUCCAGAGGACCCACCAGCUCCGCCGCCGAGACCCCCUGCUGCCCAAGCUGAAAGGCCCGCUCCUCCGAGCCCAGGACCCAAGCCGGCACUAGCCCCUAAACCUCAGGCCUCUGCUCUUGCUGAGAGGCCACCCAAGCAGUCAACUUCUAAACCAAAGCCCAGGCUUCCACCAAGGCCUCUGUCAAAGUUGUUUACCAGCAACAAGCAUGGUGAAAACCUCCUGCAGGGUUUGGAUUGUUUCCGCGGCGACACAACCCUGUGUGAUGUCAUCCUGGUUGCCGGCGACGCCAGCGAGACCUUCCCUGUUCACCGGGUCAUCAUGGCCUCCGCCAGCGACUACUUCAAAGCCAUGUUCACCGGAGGCAUGCGGGAGCAGGAGAUGGAGGAGAUCAAGCUCCAUGGCGUGACCAGGGCCGGUCUGAAGAACGUCAUAGACUUCAUCUACACCUCCAGGGUCAACCUCAACAUGGCCAACCUGCAGGACACUCUGGAGGCGGCCAACUUCCUUCAGGUCAUGCCCGUGUUGGGCUUCUGCAAUCAGCUGCUGAGCAGCGAGAUCACGGUGGAUAACUGUGUGGAGGUGGAGCGUGUGGCAGUUGAUCUGCUGCUGGAGGAUGUGCAGGAGAACAUAGGUGAGUUUGUGAUCCAGAACCUGUGUGAGCUGGUGCAGAGCGGCCGCUACCUGGAGCUGUCGGCCAGAGGCAUGGCCCAGGCCCUGGCCAGUGACUCCCUGAAGGGCUUCUCAGAGAUGGAGCUGUACGGCAUCGCCCGCGCCUGGCUCAACCACGACGCGCCCUGCCGCCGGGCCUCCAUCUACACCCUGAUGCGGCACAUCCGCUUCCCCCUCAUGACCCCCGGCCAGCUGAUCCAGAUCUCCCAGUGCGAGGACGAGGGGGACGAGGAGGGAGGAGGGGCGGGGUCGGCGGCGGGCAAGGAGACGCUGAUGCGCAGCGACGCGGCGUGCGUCAGCCUGCUGCUGGAGGCCAGCAACUACCAGAUGAUGCCCUUCCUGCAGCCCACGCUGCAGACCGAGCGCACGCGCAUCCGCUCAGACGCCACGCACCUGCUGGCGCUGGGGGGCGUGAUGCGGCAGCAGCUGGUGGUCAGCCGCGAGCUGAGGCUCUACGACGGGGAGAGCGGGUUGUGGAGGGCCCUGGAGCCCAUGGUGGUCCCUCGCUACCAGCAUGGGGUGGCCCUGCUGGGGGGCUUCCUCUUCAUAGUGGGAGGCCAGAGCACCUACGACACCAAGGGGAAGACGGCGCUGGACUGCGCGUACCGCUACGACCCGCGCUUCGACCGCUGGCUGCAGAUCGCCUCGCUCAACGCCAAGAGGACCUUCUUCCACCUGAGCGCCCUGAAGGGCCAGCUGUACGCCGUGGGGGGGAGGAACCUGUCUGGGGAGAUCGACAGCGUGGAGUGUUACAACCUGAAGAGGAAUGAUUGGACAUUAGUGAGUCACAUGUCUGAACCUCACUACGGACACGCUGGAUCUGUGCACGGUGACCUCAUGUAUGUCUCAGGCGGCAUCACCAGGGACACCUUCCAGAAGCAGCUGUGGAGCUACGACCCGGCGGCCGACGCCUGGACACGCCGCGCCGACAUGAUGGAGCUGCGGGGGCUGCACUGCAUGUGCGCGGUGGAGGACCGCCUCUACGUCAUGGGGGGCAACCACUUCGGCUCCACCAGCGACUACGACGACGUGCUGAGCUGCGAGUUCUACAGCCCCGCGGCGGACCAGUGGACGGCAGUGGCCCCCAUGCCCCGGGGCCAAAGCGACGUGGGGGUCACCUUGUUCGAGGGGAGGGUCUACGUGGUGGGGGGGUACUCCUGGAACAGCCGCUGCAUGGUGGACAUCGUGCAGUGCUACGACCCCGAGCAGGACGCGUGGGACAGGGUGUUCAACGUGCUGGAGCCCCUCGGGGGGAUAAGGGCGUGCACCAUGAGGGUGCACGUGCCAGAGGACUGCGUGGACGAGGCGCGGAUACAGGACUGCCCGCUGCCCACCGCCAAGAGCUGACUGAGGGGGGUACGUCUCAGAGCCAGAGGAGGGGGGCGACCGUGGCUCUGUUAUCAAACUGCUUCCACAAAGAGAUUACAAGGACGUUGACAGAAAAACACAGGGUUGGUGACACCCUACAGGAUAUUGUUAUGUCUAACGGAAUGUGAUUGCCAUUCCUGAUUGAAAACAUCAGACCCCACCAAAUUCAGAUUUCAAAGAUAUAAACUAUCUAGAGAGAGCUCCUGUCUUAAGGUCCUUUUACAUCAGGCGCAUAAUUACUAAAUGACACGAACAUGCGAGAAAAAGAAAGAAAAAAAAAUGCGUUCAGUGUAAAAGGACCUUGAGUGUUUUGGAUCACACACCAAACAAGAUUGAAUAAAUAAAUGUAAAUAACAAAA
This is a messenger RNA of Gadus chalcogrammus (walleye pollock), 3132 nucleotides long. Its product is annotated as kelch-like protein 9. The transcript is spliced from 11 exons. Gene Ontology annotation, molecular function: ubiquitin-protein transferase activity; cullin family protein binding. The record is from RefSeq and is a predicted model, not a curated record. NCBI's taxonomy places the organism in Eukaryota, Metazoa, Chordata, Actinopteri, Gadiformes, Gadidae. Gene Ontology annotation, cellular component: Cul3-RING ubiquitin ligase complex. Bases 620 to 2752 code for a protein of 710 amino acids. Gene Ontology annotation, biological process: protein ubiquitination; regulation of cytokinesis.